AUGAUGCAGAAUUUAGACAUGGCUGUACUGUCGGCAUUUGUGGAGAGGUGGCAGCCGGACACAAACACCUUCCACAUGCCGUUUGGAGAGAUUUCGAUCCUUCUACACGAUGUGCAUCACAUUCUUCGUAUUCCAGUUGAUGGAGAGCUGAUGGGAGAUGAGGCGGCGCCGGAUAUUCUUAAGUCAGACAUGGGUGGUCUAGUUCGACUUUCGGUGGAUGCUCAUGUUGGUGGUAAGUGGAAGUCAAAGUGGUACGAUAAUGGUGCUAUGCAUGCAGAGGGAUUGUUGGUGCGUGGGGGAGAGCUGAAGAUUAAGGAGAUGGAGGUGCAGUGUUACCUAUUUGUGUUACUGGGAUCCACGCUUUUGUGGAUAAGAGUCGUGAUCGCCUUCGUCCUACGAUCAACUUGUUUCUGA
Molecule: messenger RNA, 414 nt
Organism: Linum tenue
Lineage: Eukaryota; Viridiplantae; Streptophyta; Magnoliopsida; Malpighiales; Linaceae
Source: the annotation of a GenBank genome assembly